Messenger RNA from Agelaius phoeniceus (red-winged blackbird), 1359 nucleotides. RefSeq names its product inositol polyphosphate-5-phosphatase A (gene INPP5A). NCBI's taxonomy places the organism in Eukaryota, Metazoa, Chordata, Aves, Passeriformes, Icteridae. Gene Ontology annotation, molecular function: inositol-polyphosphate 5-phosphatase activity. The record is from RefSeq and is a predicted model, not a curated record. Gene Ontology annotation, biological process: phosphatidylinositol dephosphorylation.
AUGGCGGGGAAGGCGGCCGCGGCCGGCGCCGGGGUGCUCCUGGUCACCGCCAACGUCGGGUCCCUCUUCGACGACCCAGAAAAUUUACAGAAGAAUUGGCUUCGGGAAUUUUAUCAGGUUGUCCAUGCACACAAGCCCCAUUUCAUGGCUUUACACUGUCAAGAAUUCGGAGGGAAAAACUAUGAAGCUUCAAUGUCUCAUGUGGACAAGUUCGUGAAAGAACUGUUAUCAAGUGAUGCAAUGAAAGACUACAACAGAGCUCGAGUUUACCUGGAUGAGAACUAUAAAUCACAGGAACAUUUCACGGCUCUAGGAAGUUUUUACUUUCUUCAUGAAUCUUUGAAAAACAUCUACCAGUUUGAUUUUAAAGCUAAGAAGUAUAAAAAGGUUACUGGGAAAGAAAUCUACUCUGACACUUUAGAAAGCACACCCAUGCUGGAAAAAGAGAAGUUUCCACAGGAUUAUUUCCCUGAGUGCAAGUGGUCCAGAAAAGGUUUCAUUCGAACAAGGUGGUGUAUUACUGAUUGUGCCUUUGACUUGGUAAACAUUCAUCUUUUCCAUGAUGCUUCCAAUUUAAUUGCUUGGGAAACAAGCCCAUCGGUUUACUCAGGAAUACGGCAUAAGGCUCUUGGCUAUGUACUUGAUAGAAUUAUCGAUCAGCGAUUUGAGAAAGUUUCGUAUUUUGUCUUUGGAGAUUUCAACUUCAGACUGGAUGCCAAAGCAGUAGUAGAGACACUGUGUGCAAAGGCCACAAUGCAGACCAUCCGGGCAGCUGACACAAAUGAAGUAGUCAAGCUAAUAUUUCGUGAAUCUGAUAAUGACCGAAAGGUUAUGCUGCAAUUAGAAAAGAAGCUCUUUGACUAUUUCAAUCAAGACGUAUUUAGAGACAACAAUGGCACUGCGCUUUUAGAAUUUGACAGAGAGCUGUCAGUCUUUAAAGACAGAUUGUAUGAACUGGACAUCUCAUUUCCUCCCAGUUAUCCCUACAGCGAGGACUCUAGCCAGGGAAGGCAGUACAUGAACACGAGAUGUCCAGCCUGGUGCGACAGAAUCCUGAUGUCCCACUCAGCCAAGGAGCUCAUUCUGAAAUCAGAAAAUGAUGAGAAGAUAGUAAUAUAUGACCACAUUGGGCCAAAUGUCUGCAUGGGGGAUCACAAGCCUGUGUUCCUGUCCUUUCGAAUAGCUGCUGGGGCAGGUAAACCUAUUGCAAAUGUGCACAAGUGUUGUGUCGUGCAGUGAUGUGGUGGAAAAAGAUGCCUACGAAGUGAGAAGAUUUUCCGUGAAACCACACUGUAGCCAGGAGGGAAGGCAGCACACUGAAAUCUGUAAUCCUAACAGCUGUAUUGAUAAAUCCAGUCC